Messenger RNA from Fragaria vesca subsp. vesca, 911 nucleotides. Its product is annotated as probable beta-1,3-galactosyltransferase 16-like. Gene Ontology annotation, molecular function: hexosyltransferase activity. The transcript has a single exon. Gene Ontology annotation, cellular component: Golgi membrane. The coding region runs from base 48 to 911 and encodes 287 amino acids. NCBI's taxonomy places the organism in Eukaryota, Viridiplantae, Streptophyta, Magnoliopsida, Rosales, Rosaceae. The record is from RefSeq and is a predicted model, not a curated record.
GGAUAAGUUACAGAUUCAGAACCCAGACCAAAGAAGAAUGAGAUACAAUGCAGAGGAACAAGUGCAUAAUCCUAGUUACAUUACCCUCAAUCAUUAUCUUUCUCUUGCUAUUCAUCAUAUUCUUCAAUGUUCAAGUUUUAAAGCCUCCACCACCAAAUGCUUCCUUCAAAUUACCCACCAUAAACCCUAAUCAAACCCAAUUCAGCCUCAUGAUAGGGAUCCUAACCCGCGCCGACAACUACGACCACCGCCACUUCCUCCGCCUCGUCUACGGCGUCCAGUCUUCUCCCCUUGCCACUAUCCACGUCAAGUUCGUCUUCUGCAGCCUCACAAAACCCGAGCAGCGCGCCCUAAUUGCCCUUGAAAUGCUUCGCUUCGAUGAUAUCCUCAUUCUCAACUGCACUGAGAACAUGAACAACGGCAAAACCUACACUUACUUCUCCUCCCUCCCCCGCCUCCUCCCGCGCAAAUACGACUACAUCAUGAAGGCAGACGACGACGUUUUCAUUCGCUUCGAGCCACUAGCAUUGUCGCUCAAGGCACUGCCUAGGGUGGAUUUGUACUACGGAUUUGUUAUCCCUUGUGCUAGCAUGGAUCCCUUUGUGGAGUAUAUGUCCGGGAUGGGGUUUUUGUUGUCGUGGGAUUUGGUGAAGUGGAUUGGAAGCUCUGAAAUUCCUAAAGAAACUGUGGUUGGUCCCGAGGAUAAGUUGGUGGGAAAAUGGUUUAAGAUGGGGAACAAGGCGAAGAAUAGGUUUAGUAAUAAGCCGGCGAUGUAUGAUUAUCCGGGAACAAAUGGGAGGUGCUCGCAUGAGCUUAUACCGGAGACGGUGGCUGUUCAUAGGCUCAAGAGGUGGGAUCAAUGGUUGCGUGUGCUUGAAUAUUUCAAUGUAACCAAGGGCUUAAAGUUCUAG